UUUAAAAUUUCUUCUAGAUAAAAACAUAGAUUGUGAGAUUUUCGGUUUUGCCUGUGUCCCACACCUGGUAUUCCACAUAGUUUUAUGCUAUAUCCUGUUUAUGUUAUAUAAGUGUCACUGAGAAUUACGUCUUGAAGUGGCUGUAUCAGUAUCAGGACGUUCCAGAUGUAGAGAACACGGAACUCACAUAAUGCUAACCAAAGCAAAAAGUACUAACAUUUAUGUUUCAUGAUUUUCCAUCUACCGAAGUGUCUGGGUCAGAGCAUUACACUAUUAACAUAUUAUUCCUUUCCUAUAUAUUGGACCUGUCCUCAGUUAACAUUUGACUUUGCAUGAACUGCACUUCUGUGUCUGUGUCAUUCUUGGUCCCUGGAUCCAGAGCUUCUGGGUGUUCCAUCGACUGACUACGACUUUCAACCUAGACAAAAGUAAUAUUUUACAGUCUGGGGGCUCGUCUGCGAAAAAGGGGGGAAACCUCUUUGAACCGAGAGACCAAAGAAUAAAUGAGGCAGGCGCACCGGCGAUCAGGCAUGGACCUACAAUAAAGGGGCUGAAGAUUACUGACGUUUGCAUCACGUUUGCUGUCAUGGCUGAAGCGUUGUCCUUCUUAGAAGAGGAUCUGACCUGUGUCAUCUGUUGUGAUGUCUACACCGAUCCGGUGACACUGAAAUGUAGCCACAGUUUGUGCGAGAAGUGCUUACAGGAGUUCUGGAGCACUCAGGACGUGAUACAAUGUCCGGUCUGCCGAAAGGAAUGUUCACACGAUGAACCCACCAAGAGCUUGGCCUUUAAAUCACUCUGCGAAUCCUUCAAAAUGAGAAAACCCACAGAUGUUCCAGAAGACAUCUGUCAGGAACACAAGGAGAAACUGAAACUCUUCUGCUUUGAGGACAAGAAGCCCAUUUGUGUGGUCUGUUACACUUCAAGAAAACAUGAAAAUCACAAGUGUUCUCCUGUUGAAGAGGCUGUCGUGACAGUAAAGGAGGAUCUUAAGGAACGCAUCGAAAAAUUACAGGUGACCCUGGGUUAUCUCAAGAAAGCCCAAGACAGCUGCAUGAAACAAGACGAGCUCAUUGAGGAGCACAGCAGUGUUGAAGAAAGCCAGAUCAAGAAGGAAUUUGAGAAACUCCAUCAGUUUCUUAAAGACGAGGAGGAGAAAUGGAUCAGAACUAUGCGGAAAGAAGUGAAAUCUCAAGAUGUGAAAACCAGGAGCAGACUGGAGCAGCUGUCCAAACAGAUCUCAGCCCUGUCGGAGCAGGUGGCAGCUGUAUGGCAGGACCUAGAAGCUGAAAACAUCACAAUACUGCAGAACUACGCUGAAAACAUACGAAGACUCCAAUGCCCGUCAGUUCCAAAAACGUCCUUUGAAUUUAAGAUAUAUCAACAUCAUCCCACCCAGACCAUGAUCUUUACCACCUGGGCCAAAAUGCAGAAACUUGUGGAAAAAGCUCCUGUGAUGCUGGACCCAAACACAGCCUCCAAUAAAUUGCUGGUGUCAAAGGAUUGUUACAGUGUACAACAUGUCAAAAACAAAGUGUCAGGACCUGAGAAUCCAGAGAGGUUACAUCUGGGAGUUCUGGCUUCACAGGGCUUCAGUUCGGGUCUGCACUGCUGGGAUGUAGAGGUGGGGGACAACGACCACUGGACGCUGGGUGUGGUGGGGGAAACAGUGUACAAAAAAAGACUUUUCAUAAUGGAUCCCAGGAGUCGUUUUUGGUGCUUUCGAUAUGUGGAUGGUAUAUACCGGAAAAGCAAUAAGCCUAUCAAACACAAUGAGAGGCCUUUUAUCAUCCGACUGCAGCUCGACUUUGAUAAAGGUGAACUGAAAUUCAUAGAUUCCUUCAGAAACAAAAGUUUGUGCACCUUCACUGGUGGAUUUCCUGAGAAAGUGUUCCCAUAUUUCUGUACUGGAGAUUUGGACAAACCACUGACUCUUUACCCAGGCAAAUGAAACACAGUUUCUGAACUACUGAUAACCUGAUACAAAAACGUGACAUUUACUGUUGACAUUCCAAGUUUUUUCACCUCGGAAAAACGCGCAUAAUAAAAAAUAGUUAUUAACUGUUGUCAGCGUGACAAAGAUUAUGCGGAAUUGAAGUGCGCAUGCCCAGUGGAGGUAGCUGUAUCCCUUCUAGCCAGCGACAAUUUUUUCCUGUUUUCCCAUUCUAUAUCGCCACCGACUGCAUUUUUCCUGAUAGUAUGGCGAUUGGCAAAACUGGAGGUAAUUUCCUGUUCCUCCUGACAGUUAUUUGUUAUGGCAUUUAAAUAGAAUUGGACUAAAGAUGUGAACUAAAUGCAAACUCUGCUGAUGUUUUAUUUGUACAGAUCAGAAUAAAGGUGAAUAGGCAAAGAUGAAAAAUGCUCAUCGCAUGAAUACCAAGUAUUCUCCUUUUAUAUGUUUUUUUUCAGGGGCAGUCGUGGCCCCUGAAAAAUGGUUAGAGAGUCGGACUCGUGACCAGAAGGUUGCCGGUUCGAUUCCCAGGGCCGGCGGGUAACGACUGAGGUGCCCUUGAGCAAGGCACCUGACCCCUACUUGCUUCCCGGGCGCUGCAGUGAUAGCUGCCCACUGCUCCGGGUGUACGUGUGUUCACCACUUGCUGUGCGUGUGUUCACUACUCUCUGGAUGGGUUAAAUGCAGAGGUCACAUUUCGGGUAUGGGUCACCAUAUCUGACUAAUAGGUCACUUUCACUUCACUUCACUUGUAUAAAAUAUGCCACAGGAGUUUCACUGAAAAAACAAUUUUCAGCCUUGUGUGCAGGUAUGCAAACACAUCAUGGGUGAAAAAUGUGAGUCUUGAGCGUUUAAAUAAGAUUCAAAUAAUACAUUCAUAUUUAGUAUUAAGAAAUACUGCGUUUGUGUAAACCUUUAUAUGAACAUUGUGUUGUGGAAAGUUGGAAAUGUGUUAUGCUCAUAAACUCUCUGAAAUGCUGUUAUAGAUAUAGAUAUGAUUGAAGAAACUAAGGAUCACCUAUCAUUUCCCUAUCAAUAAAGCAUCAUGGUCUGUUCUAUUUAAAACCACAGCAUUAGUGUUCUUGUCAUUCUUCAGGUACUGCAAGUCAUUUUCUGUAUUUUGCUAUGACAUUGACAACAA
Triplophysa rosa is the source of this 3092-nucleotide messenger RNA. It is a transcript of the gene trim35-14, whose product is annotated as tripartite motif containing 35-14. The coding region runs from base 587 to 1951 and encodes 454 amino acids. NCBI's taxonomy places the organism in Eukaryota, Metazoa, Chordata, Actinopteri, Cypriniformes, Nemacheilidae. Gene Ontology annotation, molecular function: protein binding; zinc ion binding. The record is from RefSeq and is a predicted model, not a curated record. The transcript has 7 exons.